AUGCCUGAUAACGCCCCCAACCGCGGCGAUGAUGAUGAUGCUGUUAGCUCGGAUGACGGAUACAGGAACAAAAAAAGGCUGCAUUUCCCUACUGUUUUUGAUCGCCGAGAGAUCGUCAACCCCGGCGGGUCGGCUGCAGCAGAGGAAUUCGGUCAGAAGCUGCUGACGGGCCACGAGAGGAGAUUUGUGGAGGAGCUUCGGGUCACGAAGGUCCAAUUCUAUCAAUUAGCUGACUGGAUCAGUGUAAACACAAGCAUGAAGGGAUCUAGCCGGCAAAGCUUACAUCUGAAGCUGAUGAUCUUCCUGUAUGUCAUCGGUCAGGGCUGCACGCAGCGGGCGGCGGCACAUCACUUCGGCGUCUCUCAAAGCUCUGUAUCUCGGAUAAUGGCGACAGGUCUCGAAGCGUUUGCCGACAUCCACAGGACAUUUGUUGUCCAACCGGAGCCAACAGAGGUGUGCCACGAGCCUAUAACCAAGCCCAAAUCGGCUUGGGUCCCUGAAGAAGGUCAAAGGAAGUGGUACAACAGAAAGUCCCUGAUAACUCAGAAUGUCCUCUGUGCCGUCCGCCUUGACGGGACUUUCUCGUACGUCCUUGCCGGCUGCGAGGGAUCAGUCAACGACGCCUCCCUGUUGCGGCAUGCUCGGUCGAAGAGCCUGAAAUUGUAUGCCGAUAGAUUCUAUGUUGGGGAUGCCGGCUUCGGUGCCUGUACAGGACUUCUAGUCCCCUAUAUUGGCAUCAGAUAUCAUCUUAACGACUGGAAGGUGUCGCUGGAAGGACCUCAAAAUAAGGAAGAACUGUACAACCUGCGCCACUCACGACUGCGAAUCAUCGUCGAGCUGACCUUCGGUCGGGUCAAGAGGAAAUUUCGAAUAAUGCGUUCUUCGCCGCCUGAAUAUGAUAUAUAUAAACAGAUCCUGAUUGUAUAUGCCUGUACAGGCCUGUGGAAUUUCCUGAAGUCGUUAGAAGAAAAGCCGGCGUUGAAUAAGGCACAAGAGGAAUACCUACAGUCGAUGACUGCUUGGGCACGAGAUAAUCUCCCCAGCGACCCUGAGGUUUUGAGAGAUGAGAUCGCGAUAGAUCAGUGGGAAGAGCAUUUGGCGUAUAUUGAAGAAAUGAGGCAAUAUAAUAAUGCUAUUCUCCAAAGGAAGCACGAGAAGCAUCUUGGUGAUGAGGAAUGGAAGGCAGCGAGGCAUUUCCGGCUCGAAAGGUGA
Fusarium fujikuroi IMI 58289 is the source of this 1212-nucleotide messenger RNA. RefSeq lists its product as uncharacterized. The record is from RefSeq and is a predicted model, not a curated record. The coding region runs from base 1 to 1212 and encodes 403 amino acids. The transcript is spliced from 3 exons. Lineage: Eukaryota; Fungi; Ascomycota; Sordariomycetes; Hypocreales; Nectriaceae.